Molecule: messenger RNA, 687 nt
Organism: Ananas comosus (pineapple)
Lineage: Eukaryota; Viridiplantae; Streptophyta; Magnoliopsida; Poales; Bromeliaceae
Product: translation initiation factor IF-2-like
Exons: 1
Coding region: 1-687 (228 amino acids)
Source: RefSeq, a predicted model, not a curated record
AUGACCGUCCUAGUUGGUCCAUCGCGCAGGAGGCGCUGCGGCCGCGGCGGCGGCCCCGCCGCCCGGCCGGCAGCAGAGCUGCUCCCGCCGAAUGCUUCUGGCUGGCUCCAGGCCCGGCCCCCGGCUUCAGGGGCCUCGGGCGUCGUAGGCGGCGUAGGCUCUCGCGAGCGCCCUGCAGCCUUCGGCCCGGCCGUGCCCCCGGGCUCAACGUCCCGGCGCGGCAGGCCCCCGCGGGCUGCGAGCCGGCGGGCUCGCCCGCCUGACCGCGCACGCAGCGCAGCCGAAGGGCGUCCUGGCCCAUCUACCGUGUCCGUUGCGCGCGGCGAGCUUCCGGGCUUUCCGCGCUUGCUCGCUUCCCUGACUCCCCUGCCGGCGGGGCCGCCAGCCGACGCGCCUCCGUCCCUCGGGCGCCCCGCGUGCUUAGGCUCUGACGAGUGCACGGCUGUGCCGGCGCAGGCCCAGCGGCGGGCGUGCGGGCGGGCGCGGCGCGGCCUGGCCCUCCGGGUCUGUGCUCCGAAAGCCCCCCAGCUACGCCCUGCCGUUGGUCGCCUCCAGGCGGCUCGUGCUUUCCCAUGCUCCCUCCUGCCAAGCCCUGAACCCGCUCCCCUCGCGGCGGCAGCCCGCGUCGGCGUGCCGCGACCCGCUCGCCCCGCGCGCGGACGUUCCGGGUCACGCGCGCGCGCGUGA